AUGCUACUCACCGAUUUCCCAGCACAAAUGUCGACCACCAGUGCCCAUCUCAGCACCACCUUGACAGUCACUGACUUUGUUCGAUUUAUCAACUUAGCGUCGGAGGUUCACCAUAAUGCAGGAAUUGCAUUGCGUCUCUCACCCCACCGACCAACGGUACUACCUUUCCUCACAAACGCCCUUGCUCCCAAGUUUCCAGAACACUUAAUCAAAGAUCUAUGGACUUUAACUUUUCCAAUAUUUCCCUCGGCACGCUUUGAUGUAAAAGCGGCCAUCCGCAAGUCUGGUCUUCAAUUCAAGCUCCCUGAACAUUUUCUACGCCCGCCCGUCAAUCAAUGUAUCGUUUGUCCACCUUCACCAAAUUUACACGUCCACACCCGCCUGAAUGGGUACCUCUAUGACACCGACAGGGUUCACUCAGUUCAGACGGUAAUCCUUGAUUGCCCAGGACGUGAUGUGAACAUUCUACAUGUUCACUGUCACUAUUACAUCACCGACCGGUUAGCCCACCUUUUCCGUGUAAUUCAAAUGUUGGCCCAUGUCUCCCACUUUAACCUAACGAAUUGGUACAAUGAAAUCUAUGUCAAAGACAUAGAUGAUGUGCCACAUUUUGAUGAGGUGUAUACGCCGGCUAUGUCAGAGGCCGUGUGCCUAGACGCCCUUGAACUACGCGACCUUCUGGCCCACGAAGAUCGCAGGCGAAAUCAACUUCUCCUUCCCGCCACCGGAACCGAUGAUCUUCGAUUUGACGAGGCGAUUGCCUCUCAUCUGGAACGGCUGGACGUGGAAGGGACCAGCUUCCGCGAUCACUAUUGCAGUAGUUGUGUUCGGGUCAAAUCGGGUGGCCUGGAUCCAGAUACCGGCGAACCUCUUUUUUAUGCGGUCGUCACCGACGGACUCACUAUUGGCCACUGGCGUUGCAGUGCAACGCCAGACCAACUCGAGGAGAUUGCUAUAGAAUCUGGACUUCCGCGGCCUGAAGGGCCUUGCACAAAGCCGCUCAACAACAUAAACAAUCGAUUCUGUUCCCUUCACCACUCACUGCUGGGCUCUCGUUGUCAUGUACAACCUUGCAAAAAAAACACGAUGCCAGAUUCGAAAACAUGUGACGAGACUGCCCACAUACAAGCGUGGGCUAAGUUCACCAAUCGUGUAAAAUCGAAUUUUUCCCUGACUGCGAUUCUCAAUCGACCUGGAUCCAACCUGCCUUCCGAUCCGACCGUGCACCUCGACGCCGAGACCGGAGAAUUUAACGACCUCGAAGGUUUGCGCCAAGCUGAUGAGGCGAACCGCGCCCACAAGAGCGCCCGUGAUGGUGGUGAAUCGAAAGCUAAGGGGAAACUGGUAGUAUCCCGGUGUCGGACACACAAUGAUCAACUAGUUGUUGGUUGUUGUGGCAUUGUUUUGGCCAGAAAGACCUUCUACCACUCAGAGUCAGUCAGUGCUGUCAAGUGUUUUUUGGAAGAUACUUUUCCUCAAGGGAUGCCUGAAGUUGUUUUUUACGACAACGCAUGCCGUCUCACAGAGCACAUAUACCACGGAGACGGGGAUUCAAUACGAUUUCAAGGCACGGUGAUUCCGGUCGACCCAUUCCACCAUUGCUCCCAUGCCGAGAGCAAUGAGUUUUGCAAGAUGUUCACCGACCCAAAGCUCUUCCCCGAUAUACAAGAAGAUGGACGAUGGGUGUUCAAUGCUUCCGCUGCAGAACUCACAAAUAUUUGGUACGGUGGGUUCGCGAGGAUGUGUCGUAACAUGCACUCCCUUAGAUACAAUUUCUUUUUGGAGCAGAUGGUACACUUGAGGAAUGUAUGGCUCACAAAAAAAUUGAACAAGCGCAAGGGAAUGAUGUUCAUGGGUAAUGGAUACAUUUAA
Melampsora larici-populina 98AG31 is the source of this 1872-nucleotide messenger RNA. RefSeq lists its product as uncharacterized. The coding region runs from base 1 to 1872 and encodes 623 amino acids. The record is from RefSeq and is a predicted model, not a curated record. The transcript has 5 exons. Lineage: Eukaryota; Fungi; Basidiomycota; Pucciniomycetes; Pucciniales; Melampsoraceae.